Molecule: messenger RNA, 741 nt
Organism: Adineta ricciae
Lineage: Eukaryota; Metazoa; Rotifera; Eurotatoria; Adinetida; Adinetidae
Source: the annotation of a GenBank genome assembly
AUGGAUUGGUUUAGUUUUCUUCAUGGAUUUGCUACUUUGGCUACAGCUAUCCAGUAUUGGCUUUCGGGUAUGUCAUUUGGUGUUAUUCCACCAGUUUCUUAUGAAAAUGCAGAGCAAUUGUCGUGUUUGAUAAUGAAAGGAUCAACUUUACUUUCAAUGUUAUACUUUACAGCGAUAUUGGUUGUUGACAUGUAUUAUGGUUAUUAUGAUGGAUUUAUUUUACCCAUAUCGUUGUUAGCGUUAUUGACUUUAACAUUUUUAUUUAGUUCACUUGCUAAAAACGAUGAAAAAGCACUGGAAAGCGAUUUAUAUCGAUUGUUAUUUGUCGUAUUUCAGGCAAUAUUAUUGAUAAAAUUAUCACAUACAUCAUAUUUUAUGAUCGAUAAUAGAAUAAACUACAAAUUGCCAACUAGUGGAAUCAAAGAUAGAGUAUUAACAGCAUCAUUAAUAUUGGAAUUAUUUCAAUUAUUGUUUUGGACAUUAACUCCAUUUCUAUGGUUUCCCAGUUCAAAAAGACAUUUAACACUGUGGAGUUAUGAAUAUGCUGAUCUUAUUUCACAUAUUGUCGUUAUUAUAUUGUAUUUAAAACAAUCGCAUAUGGUGUUUUGGGAUAAUACGAUAAAAGCGUAUUUCGUGUUUUAUAUUAUCAAUCUUUUUAUUUGGGUGAUUCCAUUAAUGUUAGUGUGUUUAGGAAGUGAAGAAAAGAUAAUGAUACCAGCUAUGCAUUGUUCUACAUUUUAA